UUUCCCGCGCUGCCAGAAGCUGAGCGGCAAAGCACUGCCCAGGGGUAUUGUGUACGGGCUGGGGCCCGGAGACUGCAGGCCCAGGGGGCAGCUCCACCACAGGAGACAAGACACGCCUCAGACCGGGCAAAUUCCCGGCCUCCUGUGGCCCCAAGCCAGCAGCCGCCGCCCGCCACCUCGUCGCCUUCUCCGUUGCAGCCCCGGCCACCCUGCCGGCCCCGACCUAGCCUGAGCCUGAGCGCGUGGUCCCUGGGCGCUGGGACGCCAGCGAGGUUGGGACGGGACCGAUGUGGCGCAUGCGUGGUGGCACCACCAGGCACGGGAGCUGCGGGGGCAGGGGCAGCGGUGGGACCCGGAACGGGCAGGGCCGACCAGGCCGGGCUCGUGGGGGUGGCAGCGGUGGCAGCUGUGGCGUGGGCUGGUGUGGCCGUGCGGGUGGCGCCCGGCAGCAGUUAGAGGAGCGGUUCGCCGACCUUGCGGCGAGCCACCUGGAGGCCCUUCGAACGCGAGACGAACGGGACCGGCAGAACGCCCGGCUGCGCGAGGAGAACGCCCGGCUGCGGCUUGAAAACCGGCGGCUGAAACGCGAAAACCGAAGCCUCUUCCGUCAGGCCUUGCGGUUCCCGGGCGAGGGCAGCGAUGAAGCGCCCACGACGGAGACGGCGACCCCAGGCUCUGAAGGGGCCUGCACGAACCCCAGGGCGAGUGGCGGCGGCCCCGAUGGCGAACCGGGCAGCCCCAGGGCCCUGAGGGCCCGUCUCGAGAAGCUGGAGGCCUUGUACCGCCGGGCCCUGCUGCAGCUGCACCUGGAACAGCGGGGGCCACGCCCGAGUGGCGACCUGGAGGAGCUGUCUUCGCGUGAACCCGAACCCGGCCUCCGAGCCCGGGACCUGGAGCCCCCGGAGUCCUGGUUAUAGCUGGAGGCCGCAACCGGGGAGGGGCGGGGCCUCACGCGGGCCCCUCCCCCUCGGUUUCCGGCUCCCCCUACCUAGCGCCCUCCCUGGGCCACGCUGGGUCACGGGAACUGGUUUGCAGAGCUCGUCCGCGGGACUCACUCCGGAGGCUGAGAAGGGUGCAGGCCUCUGGAGACACGAGGAGUACAGAACCUCUGCCUCUGGCGCCUGCUGGUGCCCAUGGAGAGAGGCCUGAUGACCGAAAGGCGUGUUUUAAAACAGCAAGAAAUCUGUGUCAGGCAACAUGUCCUAAUGCCUGAACUUUUGUGGGUGUCAUAAGGAACUGUUACAAUUUUUUACUCUAUUUUGGAUCUUUGAGGGGUGAAUAAUGCAUUUUUAGUUGGUUGUGGUUUUUCAUUCUUCCAUCCCCUAAAGCCUACAGCCAUUAUCUUUCCUGUGGCCAAGAUUCUAAGUAUUGUUUUUAUAAAUUGAUAUUUUGGGUUUCUUAUAAAGUACCACCCUUUUUAUUAAAAAGGUAUUAUUUAUAACUUAGGAACUCAGUCUGCCUAUGACUCUAGUCCUUAUACAUCUAAUAAUAUAUUGAUUUGUUUACCCCCUCCCAAGUAAUUUUUGAAAUUCUGCCUAUAAGUGAUCAUUUAAAUUGGUAAAUAAAUCUGGUACAUUAAAAAUGACCUAAAAACAUCCCAUGACUAUUAUUUAAAGUUUGUUAAGUGUUUACAUAUUUCUUUAAGAACUAUUUUACAUAUUUUAAUAUCUAACUUAUCCUUUGCAAACUAACCUUUUUGCCAUAUAAGCAUUUAAAAUAAUCCAAAGAUAGUGUAAACAUUUCAUUAUUUUUAUUACAUUUUAGACUUGAUAUUAGAGUAUCAUAUCUACUAAUUUUGACUGCUUAAGAAUUUUAAAGAAAUUAAGAAUUGUUUGUAUAUCAGAAGCCCUAAAACAAGAUGAUUUAAGUCUCAACUGUGAUUUCAAUGGCAAAAAGUCAUUAAUUUUACACCAAAUGUUCUAAAAUCACUUCAGUGCAAUUUGUAAAUGAAUAACACUUUUUAUUACUAAGUAGUGAAGAGGGUACCAUUGUACCUGAUAAAAAUCAUGGGUGUAAGAGAGUGUUUAAGUGUUGGAAAACACUUCAGUUCAAGAAAAAGAGAAACCAUGAGAAGAGUUUUUAUUAUAACUAGAAAAAAUAAUCAUUGGAGUUUUAUUUGUGGCAUACUCCACAAGUUUCAAAUGUAUAACAUAUAAUAUAAAACAAGUUGCAAAGAAAAAUAGUUUUGUGAGUUUUGUAGUCCUGGGUUUUGAAGACAUUAUGCAUUUUAUUUAAAGGUAGUUGAUAUUUACUGUGUUUUACUGUAUACACCCCUGUUUUUGGCCCAAAUUUUCAAGAAAGAAUUUUUUUGUUUUAAUUUUUUAAUUUAAUUUAUUUAUUUAUUUAUAUAUAAAUAGUUGUUUUUAGCAUUAUAAAGGAAUUUUAGUAUUUACUUUUGAACAUAUAUGGUAAAGAAAUUUUAUGUAACAUAUGGUUACAAAACACAAGAACAGAUACAAGGUACAAGAAAUUUUAUGUACUGUUACAAAUUCGUUAUUAUACCCAUGUAUAAUGACAUCCUUAUUAUUCCCUCAAAAGCUUGGGCAAAAAAGUGCAUUAUACAUGGCAAAAUAUGGGUAUUUGUGAAUGUUAAAGUCUCCCUCAUGACAGAAAAAUGAGAAGAAAGUGAGAAUAGGUAGGUAUGUAGAAAGUAUUUCUAUCUCCUUUAGUUCAUUUUCUAAUUAUGAAAGAAAUUAAAUAUUUUUAGGUGUCAGUAGGAAUUACAGGAAGGGAAAAAGCAUAUCAGCCCUACUGCUACUUAGGGUUUAAAUUAGUUAAUCUCUCAUCAUUAAAAUUAGUAUAACCUACCUGAAAAUGUUACACAAAUUUUAGUGAGCUUAUGUGUAUAAAUUCCUGCAUCAAAGUAAAUGUGCUAUCAGUGAGAAUAACAAUCCAAAAUGUGAAAGUCAUGAAUGAAUAUUUUUGACACCUUCCUUUGCCAUCUGUGUUUUGGUCCUUUAUAACUUUAAAAGUAUUAACAGAGAAAUGUUGACAUUUUUCCACUUCUCUAUUUGCUAAUAUAGUAAACACAUAAGAUAAAGCCCUAUGUAAUGCAAGAAUAAUGUAAUAAAAGUUAAAAAAUAUUGCCAAUUGUAAAAUUGGGAAUAUUCAACAAAAAUUCAAAAUGUUUAGUUUAUAUAGUUUUUAAACACCUUUUGUCUUAAAACCAUGUGCAAUAUAAAUGUGUAAAGUAAUGAGGCAUGCACAAAGGACUACUUUUUAGCUUAAUUCCUGAAAACCGUUAAAAAUUCUUAAUCCAAAAUGCCCCAUAAAAUGGAUUAAGGCUAACUGUAUUUCGACUUUGUUGAAGUUACCUGUUGAUAAUUGAUGAUGUAUCAUGAAAUAACAUAAAAAAUGUUAUAUUAAAGUAUAGACCUGUUUAAAAAAUGGGUAAUAGUGGUUUUAGAAGGGUUCAAUUUGGGACCUUGUUUAAAAUAAACUAAACCUGCAGAUCAUCAUACUUGUUAAAAUAACAUUUGAUUUUCAUAAUUUCAAAUUUGUUCUUGUGUAAUGAAAAGAGGGCUUAUAAGUUGUACAAAUGAGCAACAAAAAUGUGUCAGUGAGAACUGACAUUUUUUUAUCACCAACUUUUUUUGCAUGGCUACUGCUCUCAAAAAUACACUUUUUUUUUUUUAAUGAAAUUAAAAUAUAAAUUAAAGCAAUAUAAAAUGAGUACUUACAUAGGUUAUAGAAUAUUCUCCUUGCUAAAUUUGAACACUACAAAUAUUAAAGAUUACUUGAAAACAAUUUGUUUGUUGUUUAAAUAGUCUUAGAUUUAGGUUUGCCAGUUCAUGAAUAGUGACAGGAUGAAACUAAUACCUAAUUAUUUAAUGAACUGAAUUAUCACUAUAUGUUAAGUAAUUAUUAGCGGCAUGACUUUGAUUCUAGUCCAAAAUACCAUUUUCUGUUUUAUUACAAGGAAGAGGUUUUUACUUAGAAUUUGUCACAAAAUCUUUGUGAAUGAAUGACACAAUUUAAUAUUUCUGUUUAGUGGUUAAUAGAUAAAGUAUAAAUUCUAUUCUACUAUAAACUUUUUCUGAUAUAUAUCUUAUCUAUUUGAUAUAGACAGUAUUUCCACAAUGCAAAUAUGAACAAAAAAACCUAACCUUUAGGUAAUACCCACCUCUGACUUUAUGAGGAUUAAUCAUACUCAAAUUUUAAAUUAUAAAGUUUAUACUCACAUAAGCAUCUUUCAGUGGUCAGAAUUAAACUGCAUUGUGUUUUGUCCAUAGCAGAUUUUGCUUAUUAUAAAAUUCAUAUUCAUAAUCUUAUCAGGGUCAUCUUUGCAUAUUUCAUGAUUAUUAGUAAGGGAGUCCUUUUUUGAACCCAGUUGUCAGACAUCUCUUGUACUUUGAGAUAACAAUAGAGAAAGGACAACAGUGAGUUUGUUCUAUGCUUGAUUCUUACUUGAAUAAUUAGCAUUCUGUUCUAAAAACUGAGUUAUCUAUGGGAGAAACUUGAACAGUCUAUUUCAGCAAUUUUCAACUGGUGUGCUGCAAGAAUUUUUAAAAUGUGCAGUACCUGACUAGUCAGGGGCACUGACCUCUUUUCUCUUAAAUUCUCAAAUAAAAAAAAUGAUAACAGCUAAUACAACAUAGUUGUCUGGUGUAAAUGAAUCAAAAUUAUACCUAUUUAUUUUGUCAGAUUGGCAAAAAAUAUACUUUUUCAAGUGCCAUUGAUUUUUAAUAACUAGUUUAUGUGUGCCAUGAGAUGAAAAAGGUUGAAAGCCACUAAUCUAUAGUAUAUCCCAUACUUAGGACUAAUAAAUGUGUCCCUUGGCCUUUCUUUUUUCCAGAUCUCCUCACUUUAUCUUUUUAAAUAUAUAAUGUAUUUUGUAUUUUAAACUUCAUAGAUCUGCCUUUAAUUAUGAUGAAGACUGUGUUACUAAUAACCUAAAACUAUUAAAAACAAUGAUGAUUUUUAAAAAUCUAGUAAAAUUCCUAAUUCAGGGGCUUCAGGGUGUCAGUAAGCUCUGUUCCACAUGGUCAUUCAGGGUCUCAGAUUCUUUUUAUCAUGUUCUGCUUUGCCCUGUGUCAUUGUUUUGUCUGCAUGGCAAAUAGUUCACUUCCAGAACCAGGUCUCAGCAUUUUGGGAAGGUAGAAAGAGGCCUACCUAGAUCUGAAAAUAAUAUAAAUUUUCCUGGUCACAUUCUUUUGGCAAAACUUCAUCACACAACCCAUUUAACUUCAAAGGUUGCUAAGAAAUGUAGUCAAGUUGUAGUCUUUUGCUGAGCUAUUGUUUUAUUAGUUUGGAAUAAUAGGAGAACUCAUUUUGGUGGACUACCAUCUUAAUGGAGGCAGGCAUUUCCUUAAAUUUUGUAAAGAAUUUAUAAGUCUUGGUACAGCAUUUAAAAAGUUAUAUAAC
Molecule: messenger RNA, 5364 nt
Organism: Phyllostomus discolor (pale spear-nosed bat)
Lineage: Eukaryota; Metazoa; Chordata; Mammalia; Chiroptera; Phyllostomidae
Gene: TUSC1
Product: tumor suppressor candidate 1
Exons: 1
Coding region: 288-917 (209 amino acids)
Source: RefSeq, a predicted model, not a curated record